Electrophorus electricus (electric eel) is the source of this 873-nucleotide messenger RNA. It is a transcript of the gene txnl4b, whose product is annotated as thioredoxin-like 4B. The record is from RefSeq and is a predicted model, not a curated record. Gene Ontology annotation, biological process: mRNA splicing, via spliceosome. NCBI's taxonomy places the organism in Eukaryota, Metazoa, Chordata, Actinopteri, Gymnotiformes, Gymnotidae. Gene Ontology annotation, cellular component: spliceosomal complex; U5 snRNP; U4/U6 x U5 tri-snRNP complex.
CUUCCGUCCCCUGCCCUGCCAGAGCAGAGUGAGAUCUCGAACAAGAGUUAUUAUAGGGAGUCGAAAUUAAUCAUAUGCCUAAUUAUGAGCUUAUUUCUCCCUAAACUUUCAUCUAAAAAGAAUGUAGAUGAAGUCAUCAAAACUGUCGCUGAGAAAGUUCUGGUGUUGCGAUUUGGACGAGAUGAUGAUUCUGUUUGCAUGCAGCUGGAUGAGAUUCUAUCAAAAACCUCCCAUGACUUAAGUAAUAUGACUUCAAUAUAUCUUGUGGACGUGGACAAAGUACCAGUUUACACUCGAUACUUUGACAUCAGUUAUAUACCGUCCACUAUCUUCUUCUUUAAUGGACAGCACAUGAAGGUUGAUUAUGGGUCUCCAGACCACACCAAGUUUGUUGGAAGCUUUAAAACCAAGCAAGACUUCAUUGAUCUUGUCGAGGUGCUCUACCGUGGUGCCAUGAGAGGAAAACUGAUUGUACAAAGUCCUAUUGAUCCAAGAAAUAUACCCAAAUAUGAUCUGCUCUACCAUGGGAUCUAAUUACUAGUAUUUCACCACAAGUGACUGGUUUUGAUUUGACUAUACAUUUAAGUAAGAACUAAAUGUAGUGUUUUUAGCUAGGUAUGCUUGUUUUUGUAAGAAGUUGUCAUAAGUUUUUGCAUUAUUUCCUGUGGAAGUGUUAAGGGCAUAAGGCUUUUUCCCCUCUGUACAAAAGCUUCUGAAAAGUGGCAUUGUUCAGAUGUCAAAAUAGCCGUAAUGCCUGCUUAAUUUCUUUUUUUGUUGUUGCAUUGUUAUCUAGACAAAUGUAUAUAAUUUCACAUAACUAAGUGAUUAAGCUUUUGAUGAUAUUAAAUUAUUUUUAUCUAACAAAUCAGAAAA